CAGACCACAGCCGUCGCCGGACAGUGACCAAUGAUCCGCCCGCCGGCGUCGGACGGGGUCUGCUUCCCGGCGGCGGACGGGGUCCGCCCGCAGGUAUCAGACGUGGUUCGCUCCCGGACUGCGGACGGGAUCCGCUCGCCGGCUCGGACGGUGUCUGGUCGUCGAACGCAGUCCUCUUGCCAGCGUCGGAAGGGAUCUGGCGUCAGCGAUGGUGAUCUAGCGCCGGCGGUGAAGGUCUGGCGGUGAUGGUCUAGCGCCGAUGGCGAUGCUGAUCUGCGGGUGGUGUUACGAAGCUUGUGUUAUAACGAUUAGGGGUAAAAACGACAUUUUUACUAAAAUCAUGGGCGGCAAGUAGUAAAUGUACGGGCGACAAAUAACAACCUCUAAAUUAAGCUGACAGUCAAAGACAAAAUUUGGCUCCGAUGUCACAUCCUGUUCGUCAAAAUCAUAUAGACGAUUGCAUAGGCAAGGCCUGCACUCGCAUGGUUUGUGCUCCAUCGUCAAUAUAAUAUCAAUGCAAUAUGGAAAGGAGAGGUUUAGAGGGGAAGAACAUAUAAUUAAUCUCCACACCUAUCAACUCAUAUAGAAUGUAAAUAGAAUAAUUAAAAUUUAUGAAC
Linum trigynum is the source of this 617-nucleotide messenger RNA. The record is from the annotation of a GenBank genome assembly. NCBI's taxonomy places the organism in Eukaryota, Viridiplantae, Streptophyta, Magnoliopsida, Malpighiales, Linaceae.